AUGCUAUAUUGGCAUACUACUUACUCCCUACUAAAUUGCAUUGAAGAUCUUCCUAAUUCAGACGUCGGCAGAUUUCCACCCCUGAGCUUCAAGGUCGCGGUUAUCGCUGCGACGUUGUCUAUUAAUCUCAAUUCGUCGCAUCGAGAACAAGCCUCAUACGAUUAUCACUUUGGAGAUGUUCCGGUGAAUACUUUUGACAGCUGCAUGUUUCGGGAUCCCACGCCCAAGCGAUCCGCCCCCUAUGACCUGCUCUCUUGGCCAACCAGAUUACAUUACAUCCUUUGCAUCGCAACAUCGAUCGUGCGCUCGCAGAAGUCGAAGCGCACGUGUAACUUUGUUGAGUAUGAGUUAUGA
This is a messenger RNA of Sclerotinia sclerotiorum 1980 UF-70, 354 nucleotides long. RefSeq lists its product with no specific name. Lineage: Eukaryota; Fungi; Ascomycota; Leotiomycetes; Helotiales; Sclerotiniaceae. The record is from RefSeq and is a predicted model, not a curated record. The transcript has 3 exons. The coding region runs from base 1 to 354 and encodes 117 amino acids.